AUAUCGACUUUGGCGUCAGAUUCGGGCCGACUGUCGAAUAAUAUAGUAUGUUCCAAUUGAUAGAAGGAGUACGGGCCCGGCGAGGUCGUUGGCUACAGAUUUUUUCUGUUGUGACAACCCUGCAGUCCAAGUGGAAGCGACGGUGGCGGUGACGCACGGCCACAGCAUGGACGACAAAGUGUCAGGAUGCUCACAGCAGGCUGUUGUCGAAUUUCGUGAUUCUAUAGCUCAAUUUUCCUGCAAAAUCGAGUCCCCGAGUCCGGUUCCCGUCCUUCAACCAUUCCUGCACUUUGAUCAAAGUCUCGACGAGAAAGAUCAUGUCCGCAACAGAUUGUCCACUUCGCCGCCAAAAAAGAAGCUGAAACGGGGUGUUGCACCCCCAGAGACUUACGCACACCUAAAUCUCCUCCCAGACCAUCUUCAGCUACAUCUUGAUAUUGUCUUCUGCGGCAUCAAUCCAGGCCAGAAGUCGGCCGAGAUUGGGCAUCAUUUUGGACAUCCGACAAACCACUUCUGGACUGGUCUACAUGCAGGAGGGUUAACAUCCUCUAAGCUCCCUCCUACCGAGGAUUACACAUUACCCGAACUAUACAACAUUGGACUAACGAACCUUGUCGACAGACCAACAGCCGAGCAAAGCGAGCUGUCGAAUGCGGAAAUGCGCGCAGCCGUUCCCGCAUUUCUGGCCAAGAUUGCUCGAUACCGGCCCCGCAUUGUCUGCUUCGUUGGAUUAAGUAUCGCAAGUACGGUCCAAUAUUGUGCCCUUCCGAAGAAGAACAGAGCCGCAAAACUAACGCCGGGUCUAAUGUGCUUCAAACUGGUCUACCCGAAACAAGAAGACACGAAGGAUGUAACCUCUGUUUCCGAGACCUUAUUUUUUGCCAUGCCUAGCACUUCUGCGAGGGUGACUCAGUACCAGGCGAACGAAAAGAUUGAAAUUUUCGCUGAUCUGAAAAGAUGCCUAUGCCAAGUCAAAACGUCGAGUUUGGAAUCUGGUUGUAUGGUCGCAAUCGAGCCGAAAUAGUUUUCCACAAACGAACCCUGGAACUGGCUUCUGCU
Molecule: messenger RNA, 1059 nt
Organism: Guyanagaster necrorhizus
Lineage: Eukaryota; Fungi; Basidiomycota; Agaricomycetes; Agaricales; Physalacriaceae
Product: DNA glycosylase
Exons: 10
Coding region: 167-1024 (285 amino acids)
Biological process (GO): base-excision repair, AP site formation
Molecular function (GO): pyrimidine-specific mismatch base pair DNA N-glycosylase activity; uracil DNA N-glycosylase activity
Source: RefSeq, a predicted model, not a curated record